AUGACCCCGCCGUCGCAGGACGCGACGGACAUCUUCUCGCUGUCGGACCAUGCCCUCGCAGACCGCCUGCAGUUCAUCAAGGAGAUAGGCUUUGGAAACUGGGGAAGCGUCUGGCUAUGCAGCCCGAAGAACGGGGAUGAGAAGCACGUCAAGCUCGCCGUUAAGCUCGUGCACCGGUCAAAGACAACAACGACCGCCGCACGAGUCCGUUCACUAUGGAACGAGAUGAAGAUUGUGCGCACCCUCAAGAAGGACGCACACCCGUCCAUUGUCCCAUUCCACUCGUUCAUCAUUACGCCAUCCUACGCCCUCAUCACUAUGGCCUAUCUACCCCAACUAGUCCCGGUCGAAAUCGCAGAACCUCGCGCAAAGGAAUGGAUGCACUCUCUGCUCGACGCCGUCGCUUUCCUGCACCGGCGAGGCGUGGUGCACAACGACAUCAAGCCCGCCAAUAUCCUUUUGUCGGAGGAGAGGGUGCCCGUUCUUGUCGACUUUGGCUUUGCGGAGAAGUACGACACGAAGAGCGCACAGGCGUUUCACUCCAACCUCACGUACGGGACACCAGAGUACCUCAGCCCUGAACGUGCUCGUGGCUUGCCCCACGACACGCGCAAGGCAGACGUGUGGGCGCUCGGUGUAACAUUCUUCGAGAUCCUCGUGGGACGCACACCAUUCGAGGCUGCCGAGGGCGAGUCUUUCACGAGCAAGGAGGACCUCGAAAAGUAUUGGCAGCGUACUGUACGCGGCAAGUGGGUCGGCACAUGGAAGAUGAGCAAGGCCGUUGAACGGUUGCUUCGUCGCAUGGUCCAGCCCAAUGCAGACUUGCGCUGCUAUGCGCCUGACGUACUUGCGGAUGCGUACUGGACGCACGAUCGCGAGACAGUAUCUUCGAUGCACAAACGCGCCGUAUCCGCAAAUAUGACCCCCACCCACAGGCGUGCUGGUUCGGCGGGGAUUCUUGACAUCAUCUCGCCGUGGGCUACCAGGCGUCUAUCUAAGAAUCUUGUCCCAUCUAGGAUCCCGACUUCAAAGAUUGCACCCAAGGCGUCUGCUUCCAAGCUGGCUCCAAAGGACAAAGCCGCUACCACCUCCAAGGCUGGCAGCUUGCGCCCCAAGCCCAGUCUCACGCGCAAAGAGUCAAAUAUUUCCGCGAAGCUCGUUCGCAAGGAGAGUAUCGCCUCGGGUCUCGUUCGCAAGGACUCACUUCCGAAAGUGGAAGACGUGGAGGUCGGGGAGAUUCGAGAGUCUCCUCGGCCCAAAAGCGCCCUUGCUACUCUCAACGGCCAUGGGCGCUCUCAAAGCCAAGUCGUCUCUUCGCGUACUGCCGCUCUUCAAGCGUCCACCAUCAAUAGCAAGCGUCUUGCACCGAUUCCAGGCUCCCCGGCGUCUGCCCGCCGCCAGGCGAAGGAGAACCGCAAUAAGGAGAACACCUCGUCGCCUGGCAUGCGUCGGAAGCCCAUUCCCUCGGCCCUCUCCCCCGUAACCAAGACCGUCGUGUCCCCUCCGUCCAAGCCGUCGGGCUUGAAACCCUUGGGAAUCAAUAAGCCUGCGACCGCUUCGAAGGUCGCCCCACCGCCGGGCUUGCCACCCGCUGGUCAUCGCCGCACAGGCGCACUGACCGAUGUCACCGCUCGCACUCGCAACCGCGCCCAUCUUGCACCCACAGAUGCCGAUACAGGCGCUGUAGACAUUAGCGCUGCGAACACAAGCGCCACAGGCAACGCUUCAGGCUUUUCCGAUGAGGGCAAGUCGGUCGGCAGUGUCCGUGACAGGAUGCGCGAGUGGGAGCGGGUUCGUGAGGCUAUGCGGGCUCAAGCAACCGAUGCCGUUCCCUCUCCGGGAUUACGCGCAGCAACACCCAUUUCCGACCGCGCAGCGUCGCCCAUUCUGGUCGCGACCCAUGCGGACUCGGAAAACGAAGAGGAGCGCCCAGCUAUGUCAGAUCGUCGUAGCUCUGGCUUUGGCGAGGAAUGGAACGGCGCUUCGUCCAGGACCAGCUCGGGUGAUUACAAGUUGCAAUUACCGAGGCCUGCUAUGCACGCUUUCCGUCCAACCCACGCACGAUCGCGCACGCCCGAGCCCAGCAUGCCUGCCUCGCCGCUGUCGCCUGACAUGAACUUCGACUUGUUCCAAGACUCGGUUCCUCGGGCCAGCCAUGACCAAUCAAUGGGCGAGUCUGGUCUCAACGUGCUCAGGCAGAGCUUCAAGGCGAGCAUCGACCGCUCCUUCAACUUGUACAAAGCCUCCCUCAACCUUGGUCUUGGCUUCUCUCGCCGCCCCAGUACCUCUGCCUCUGAGCGCGUACCGGACUUGAGUCUUGCUGAGCUCGGUCCCCGUGCCGACGCAUCCUUCGAUCAGGACAGCAACGAAAACGCGGAUACCUCGCUUCCCGUUGUGCGCCAAGCGCGCCGCAACGACCGCGCUGGUGCCGAUGCGCGCGCGGAUAGGAUGACCAUCUGGCUACAGAACGUCGAGAAAGUUGUCGAUGAGGCUCGCCAGAAUUUCGCCGCAAGCGGCAGUAGCUCAGCACUCCCGCCCCUACCGCUUGCACCGGCACGCUCUAGCUCGCGCAACCGCGAGGCUGGCGCGUCGAGCUCCUUCCGUGCCAGCAACCGCAUGCCUCGCAAGAUCCUUGCAGCUAGCGAGAUCUUUGAUGCGUCGUACAUGAGUGCUGCGCCCAGCCCAACUACCUCGACUGGUUUCGGGCAGACAGCCAACUCAACGACGUUGUUGGCUUCGACGAGCUCUCGCGUACCCGGUCCCAAUGAGACAAUUCCGACCAUCCCGUCAGAGUCGUUCCUUGAGAGCCCGCGUCGUGCUCGCCGCGCAACUGUGUUGGGUCUGUCCCCGGAGAAGUCGCGCAACAUUGACACCGCCGACCUUAGCGCCAUUGAGGACAGCCCGCACAAGAAGAGCCGCAGCCAGAACGACCUUCACCUCCAACGAGCUAUCCAGCCACGCGCAAAGUUGUCGCUCGAGCUUGAUCGCUUGACAACGGAAGUAGAAGUUGGCCCGCCCUCGUCUCGCAGGCUCUCUGCCUAUGUCGAUCGCGACGUGUUCAUGAGCUCGACGUCGUCUACUCCCGGGCCUACCACGCUGAACUUCGAUGACCCGCCUCAAACACCCUUGCUCGACGCACCGCAUACUCCGACCACGCGCCUCAGCCUCACGCCGCCUGUUGCGAACAGUCUCAACUCCAGUCCAUUUGAGGUCAAGCCGUAUCCGGUCCGCACCGUCGCAGCGCCCGCUAUCGAUUCUCCGACUGCUCGUCGGGUCGAGGGUGUCUAUGACCGCUUCCUCAUGGCAACAUCCGGUGUUCGCCGUCACGGUCGUGGCUAUGAAGCAUCGCGCGGUGAUGGCCCUGUCGAACACAAGGGCAAUGCCCCGGUCGAGCACCUGGUCAGCAACACUGUCUCAUCUCCCGCCGGCCCUUCGCGCCCUCCGCUUCGCCUUUUCCACACUGCGCGUCGCGCGAUGCCGCCGCCGGUCAGCUCCUCAGAUGUGUUCACGCGCCGCAGCGAGGAUGUACUGCGCGCUCGUGCUGGGCGCGAUAAGGAGAACCGGGCUGUGAAGACGAAUGGCAACAAGAGCGUCGAUGAGCUCGGUGUCAUGCACGCCAGCCAGCGCGAUAGCGUGCUCUCGCCUGGCGGCAAGACUUCGAACACCGCCGUCAGGACAGUACGCGAUGCCUUCAAGGCCAUCGUACGCCGGCCCUCGUCCCGCCUCGUUGCCUAG
Molecule: messenger RNA, 3735 nt
Organism: Peniophora sp. CBMAI 1063
Lineage: Eukaryota; Fungi; Basidiomycota; Agaricomycetes; Russulales; Peniophoraceae
Source: the annotation of a GenBank genome assembly